AUGGAAAAACUCUGUGUUAAUUGCUGUGGCAACCACUGUGCCCCACUGAUUGCCAUCGACAUAGACCCAGUCAAGAUUGCCUGUGCACGUAGAAAUGCCGAGUUAUACGGAGUGGCCGACCACAUAGAGUUCCUGGUGGGAGACUACCUCACAUUAGUACCACACCUCAAGGCAGUGGAUGUGGUAUUCCUGAGUCCUCCGUGGGGUGGCCCCGCCUACUCUUCCUCCUCCGUCUUUGACCUUCACUCCAUGUCUCCUCUGAAUGGAUAUCCUCCUCUGUCCUCUCUUUCUUUUCUUCCCCUCACCCACACACACUGACCAAUGUUAUGAUAGCUCCACGCUGCGGUCUAGAAGCCAAGUGGCUGCAAUUAGCAUAUCAGUUGUUGUUUUGAUAGCCAGCCUCUACCUUGGAGCCAUAAGUCUUUGUCCUCAAUAAAAAGUUUUUUUUCAAAACGUCCCCACAACCUGCCAUGUUUGCCUAGUUUCUUUUGGGAAUGUUUUAUCUCUAAUCCCAUGGUAACUGGUAAACAAUUCUUUAUAUCCCUGUGCUGUUUUUGACACCUUAAGAUGUUGGGAAUAAUGUUGAA
This is a messenger RNA of Geodia barretti, 587 nucleotides long. The record is from the annotation of a GenBank genome assembly. NCBI's taxonomy places the organism in Eukaryota, Metazoa, Porifera, Demospongiae, Tetractinellida, Geodiidae.